Molecule: messenger RNA, 6790 nt
Organism: Plectropomus leopardus (leopard coralgrouper)
Lineage: Eukaryota; Metazoa; Chordata; Actinopteri; Perciformes; Serranidae
Gene: lats1
Product: large tumor suppressor kinase 1
Biological process (GO): peptidyl-serine phosphorylation; positive regulation of apoptotic process; hippo signaling
Molecular function (GO): ATP binding; protein serine/threonine kinase activity
Source: RefSeq, a predicted model, not a curated record
UCCCAGGAAUUCAAAGCGACUAGGAAUCAGCCAGCUUGUCACAACAAGGACAUUUUGUGUUAAAGUCACGUCUUUGUCGCCGAAAAAAAGUCAAGAAAAUAUCGUUUGUUGUCAAAACAGGAAAAGUAUCGAGGAAUGCUGCAGCUACAGUCACUGCAUGCAGAUGUGAAGUCAAGACACCAGAGACCUCUGCCACCCUGCGCUGCCACCCUGGACUGAGUGACACCCUCUUCAUCCCCUUCAUCGUCAUCAUACAUGCUCUUAUAUGAAGAGAGGAGAGAAACCCGAAGGAUACAGACAAAUGAGACCCAAAACAUUCCCCACCAGCAACUACAGCGGCAACAGCCAGCAAAUGCUGCAGGAAAUUCGUAACAGCCUGCGUAACUUGUCCAAACCCUCGGACCCACCUAAAGCGGACAUUGGAGGAGCUGGAAAAAUGCCUCCUGAGGACCCAAGGCAACAGGGGCGCUGCAGAGACCCCAAACAACCCUACCACAAGGCCUUACAGGAGAUCCGCAAAUCACUGUUGCCUUUUGCCAAUGAGCCCAAUACUUCAGGCCCUGAGGUGAACAAACACAUGUCGCUGGAACCCCCCUUCGAUGAGAGCAACAGUCGCAGUAUGGGGGCAGUCAUAGACUACACGGGUAAGGUGAUCUACCAGGACCCCAUGAGGGAACAGAUGGCUGUUGCCAACCCCAACACUACAGGUCUAAAAGCCCCAGGAGCUCACAUCCAGCAGGCUGUGCUGAGGAGGCCGAGCUGGAAAGGCUCUAAGGAAUCUCUGGCUCCUCGACACGGUCCUCUUAUAGUUGAUGGAAUGAUGUACCGCUCAGACAGCCCUGGACCGCCUCCUGCCUUUCCACAGGGUCACCCUGCUAACAACCAGAGAGUUAACCCACCACUGCCGCCUCAGGUGCGCAGUGUCACACCUCCACCAAACCGCGGAGCCAUGCCUCCUGCAUCAUCCUGGGACAGCAACCCAUCAAGUAAGCGUUGCUCUGGCAACAUGGACUACCUGGGGUCCCGCAUAUCUCCCGUACCCCAGGGGGCUUGGCCUGAUGGCUACCAGUCGUCAGCACCUCAGAAUCAGCGUGGGAUCAGCCCAGUGCCCGUGGGCCACCAGCCCAUCAUAAUGCAGACCUCUGGGGGGAAUAAGUUCACCUUCCCUUCCGGCUGGUCUCAGAACGGCUCCCCUCAGCCAGACUACAUGGCGGGGGGCAGCAGACAGCCUCCUCCUCCGUACCCGGUUAACCAGAGCAGCCGGCACAGUCCCACUGACCAGCAGAUGCAGUCAGGAGGACCUGCAUCUUCUCCCUCUUACCUAAACGGUGGAAACAUCCCUCAGUCCAUGAUGGUUCCCAACCGGAACAGUCACAACCUCGACAUGUACAACAUAGGUCCUCCUCAGUCCUGGUCCCAGGCUCCUCUGAACCCCAGUCAGUCCCAGUCUUCCUCUGGCAACAGUAGCAACCAGGAUCUGUCCCCGUCAUGGCAGCACAACGUGCCGGGCCGCUCUAAUUCUUUUAACAACCACCAACUGAACAGCAGAGCACCUCACCAGUCCAGCUCCCAGCCCUCUGCCACCACUGUCACUGCCAUCACCCAGGCUCCCAUCCUGCAGCCAGUCAAAAGCAUGCGUGUCCAGAAACCUGAGUUACACACUGCAGUGGCUCCCACACACCCUCCAUGGAUGCAGCAGCCUCCGCUGCCUCCAGCUGCACCUGCUUACCCAGAACCCUCAGCCCCUGUGCCUCAGAUCCCUGUAGCAGAAGUCCCCAGCUACCAGGGCCCCCCUCCGCCCUAUCCCAAGCACCUCCUCCAGCAGCAGGCUGCACCCUGCCCCCCUGCUUACGAUCAAGGGGCAAACAAGCUUAGCACAGGCAGGGAGGAGCACGCUGAGAAGGAGAGCAGUGGUGGUGACAGCUCCAGAGACAAGACGACAGAAAGCUCCGAAAGCAGCACUGCAACAGAUGGGGAGAAGAUUCAAAUCACAACAUCGCCCGUUCCUGUCCGCCGCAACAAGAAAGAUGAAGAGCGGAAAGGGGAGUCUGGAAGAAUCGCACUGUACUCCCCACAGGCCUUCAAGUUCUUCAUGGAGCAACACGUGGAGAAUAUCCUAAAGAACCAUCAGCAGAGGAUUCGCAGGAGGAAGCAGCUGGAAAGUGAGAUGCAGAGGGUGGGUUUGUCCUCAGAGGCUCAGGAGCAGAUGCGUAUGAUGCUCUGCCAGAAGGAGUCCAACUACAUCCGGCUGAAGCGAGCCAAGAUGGAUAAGUCAAUGUUCAAACGAAUCAAGACCCUCGGCAUCGGAGCCUUCGGUGAAGUGUGCUUGGCCAGAAAAGAGGACACAGGAGCGCUCUACGCCAUGAAGACGCUCCGUAAAAAGGACGUGCUGCUGAGGAACCAGGUGGCCCACGUCAAGGCUGAAAGAGACAUCCUGGCUGAAGCUGACAACGAGUGGGUGGUGCGUCUCUACUACUCCUUCCAAGACAAGGACAACUUGUACUUUGUCAUGGAGUACAUCCCUGGAGGGGACAUGAUGAGCCUACUCAUCCGACUCGGCAUCUUUAAAGAAGAGCUCGCCCAGUUCUACAUUGCAGAGCUCACCUGCGCUGUGGAGAGCGUCCACAAGAUGGGAUUCAUCCACCGAGACAUCAAGCCUGAUAACAUCCUCAUAGACAGAGACGGACACAUAAAGCUGACCGACUUCGGCCUUUGCACCGGCUUCCGCUGGACACAUGACUCCAAGUAUUACCAGAGUGGUGACCAUGUAAGGCAGGACAGCAUGGACUUCAGUAAGGAAUGGGAAGACCAGGCCAACUGCCGCUGUAUAGACCGCCAGAAGCCUCUGGAGAGGAGAAAGGCCCGGCAGCACCAGCGCUGUUUGGCACAUUCACUGGUGGGAACGCCUAACUAUAUUGCACCAGAGGUGCUGCUCCGAACAGGAUACACCCAGCUCUGUGAUUGGUGGAGUGUCGGUGUCAUCUUGUAUGAGAUGGUUGUUGGACAGCCUCCCUUCUUAGCGACCACACCCCUGGAGACACAGAUGAAGGUGAUAAACUGGAAGAGCAUGCUACACAUUCCCCCGCUGGCCAAGCUCAGCCCAGAGGCAUCGGAUCUCAUCAUUAAACUGUGCCGCAGCCCCGAGGACCGCCUUGGCAAGAAUGGCGCAGACGAAAUCAAAGCUCAUCCUUUCUUCAGGACCAUCGACUUCUCCAGCGACCUACGGCAGCAGGUGGCGCCAUAUGUCCCCACCAUCGCUCACUCCACGGACACCUCCAACUUCGACCCUGUGGACCCGGAUAAACUGUGGAGCAGUGACAGCGAUGGCGAAGACAACGUCAAUGAUACCCUCAACAGCUGGUUCCGCAAUGGCAAACACCCCGAACAUGCCUUCUACGAGUUCACCUUCCGUCGCUUCUUUGACGACAACGGCCACCCGUACAGCUGCCCCAAACCCAUUGAGUAUGAGGGUUACAACGGAGACGAGGCGGACUCAGAGGGCCCGGUGCAGGAGGCAGCUGGUAGCUCAGCGACUCAGGGCCGAGACCUGGUCUACGUUUAGCACCUGAGGCUAGUUGAGCUGCUUGUAAAUAACGAGGUUUUGGAGGUUGCUUGUGUGUGUGAGAAGGGGAAUGCAACGGUAAAGCAUUUAAAUCCUUGAACAUAGGAUAGUAUGUUUGUAGGAGCAGUCAGAACACGGUCACAUUAACAGACUUUGAUAUCGAAACUCUAAGAGCCUGUUUACACCUGGUAUCAAUCUGCGUAUCCGGUGAUCAGAACACAAGUGGACAGCUGAGACACAUCCUCGUUCACAUGGGUGGCUAUUGUGCGUCUCCAGUUGACCACUUGUGUUCAGAUUCCACUACUACCUAUGUCACUUAUGCUUGAAGGUCAUGUGGCCUCGCAAACAGUUUUUACGUCCACACUGUCACUAGCUGCUCAUUAGUUAUGUUAGCAGUUGUAACCGUACAGCUGGAGAUUGCUGUCGGCAGAAUUCAAUACGUCUCCAUCCGUAGGGCAAAACGAUGGACAUUCAAAAGUCCACCUUUGUCCAACUCAUCUUAAAAUGAGCUUGUGUGUGCAUGCAGGUUUUUUUAGACAUGAGUAAACUCACUAAAAUAGGCGUUAUUGCCAGUAGACAAGAGCUGUGUACAAGUACAAGAUUCUGCAGCAGACAAGUAUGCCUCUGUGUGUGUGUGUUUUUUGAUGUCACAGACAGGUGGGAGAACAGGAAUACAAUAGAAAGCAGCAUGGACAGAGGUUUGUGAAAACUUCACGGUUUACUUAAAUAUCCAUACUUCAACCAGUCUCUGUUUCAAACUCAGUGCAGACUAAUUUGGAUGGACGUUUCGGUGGAGCUUAGGAAAAGAUGGGGGUAAUUAUUGAAGGCCCACCAUUACAUUUUGACAGUUCAGGGGCUAGAAGGAGUGCAUUCACCCCGGUGUUGUGUUUCCAUCACUGCCUGAGAUGAUAAAUACCCAUGUGUACUGUAGAGUCAUUUGACCCGGGUGUGAAUGCUGAUUGUACACUUUCCAUUGCAUUAAAAAGACAGACGUUUGCAGGUGUUAGCAAGUUUCUUGUGUUGUGGAACGGAGGCUUUAUAGAACUUUAGUGCCUUAUCACCAAAGCAACCACGACGUCCUGCACUUAUCACAGUCCUUGCAGGGGCGCAUCAGGAUGCAUUUGCUUUUAAGGUUCAUUUAUGUUUGAUGCUAGAUGCGUAUCUGGACAUGGAUAAUGAUUGAUUUAACAGAUUUUUAUUUCAAACAUUUAAAACAAACAAAACUCAGUGAAUACAUUUUAAUAAACAACAAAAAUUAAAUCUUACCCUUUGAAAAGGAAUAGGUUGAAGUAUAAGCUCACUAUGUCCUACCUCUGUUCAAGCAAAUACAACUGUAGGAGACGCCGAAGACAUUUCUAAAACUUGCGAAACGGUACAAAUCCCUAAUAUAUUGAAAAUAAUUCAAUGGCCUUACACACCCUCGCCUUCUUCAAGGCUGCCUCCUUAAAAGCUACAUUAAUAUGAUUGCCUGAAGCUCCUGACUUUGCCCUCUAGUCCCAUCUAGUUGCUGUAGCUAUCAAAAAGGACACAUGGAAUUAUAAAAGCAGUAAAAUUUAUGUUAUUUGAAACCGAUGCAUCUAUUUUUGUGCGUAAAGGGAGUAUCAGUGAGUCCAUUCACAACUUGUGUGUGUUCAAAUGUGUCCCAGACCUCCUCUGCAAGUGGUUUCAGUCACUGAUUCAUAAUUGCGUCUUCGUUGCCGGUAACACUUAUUAAUAUCAGAUGUAAACAGGCUCUAAGUUCACACUACAAAUUAAAGGAAUAGUUUUGCAUUUUGGGAAAACAUGUUUGUUCGUUGUCUUGCCAUGUGUUAGAUCAGUACCACCUUCAUGUUUGUACGAUAAAUAUGAAGCCACAGUGAGCAGUGAAAGGAUCUGGUAGGGAGAUUUUUGCACAGCUGGAUCAUAUAAACCAGACAGACGUGAUGGUGGUUUCAAUCUGCUCAUCCAACUCUCAGUGAGACAGCAAAUAAGCAAGUUUUUCCCAAAAUGUUGCUUUUAACGUAUGAAAGGUACGCUGUACGAUGUUUGUUGCCUGAAGAACAGGAAGCAGAAUAAAAUCAGGGUGCUCUCUUAUCGCAAACUCCCCUUAAAGCCUUAAUUUAUUUAAGAAACUUGUAACUGGUGAAGCUAGUGUAGAUGCUGUUUGAGUGUGGGAAUUUUCGUUGUUGGAAUUACAUUUAUCGGUUAAAAAGAAAAUCGUCUUAAUUUAUAUUUUAAUGUCUGUUGCAAUGGGGAUUUAGUGUUGUGACUCGUAGAAAUUUGCAGGGAUAAAUUGCUCUAAUUAUUCAUUGCUGUGCCUUUUUGAUUUUUUUUUAAUCUUUCACCAAAUAUAAAGAGGGUUAAUAAUCAGACUGGCAUUUAAAAAAAUAAGAGUAGCAGUAGCUGAUUGAACUACAGUAGGUUUUUGUUUUAUUUUUCUAAUUUAUAAUUAAAAUGUAUUUAUAAAUUAAGUUGUAUACAGUUGAUGUAAAUACUUUUCUUCUCCCUGUCAGCUGAUUUUUGUUUUCUUAGGGCAGGCCCUCGUCAGUGUCCACUACUGCUGCCGUCUUUAAAUAUGUUGUCUCUCUUUCACCCAAAAACCUAAAAACACUAAUUCAAAGGACCUUGAAUAGAUUUUUUCUUCUUCGCCAUUCAGACUUUAUGCUUGUCUCUCAACCAAAGCACUAAAUAGAUGGGUUUUAACUUUUUGUGUUUUAUUUUUUGCAAUAACCCACAUGUAAAAAAAUAAUGUACACAAGAAUUUAAAAUUAGUUUUUGUGGCGUUAUGACACUAUCAACCAGACAUGACUUGUCUUAAGGCACCUAACCACUUCAUCUUGUAGUACUCUACAUUGUGGAGGAUCUGGGAGACACCUUAAAGCUUAAAACUCAGUUCCUUAAAAGUUAAUGUUAUUUCCUGACUUUGAGAAUCACUACAGCUGACUUUUAUGAUGUUGAAUUUAUUGUGUUUCUGUGCUGAUUUGAGAAAAAAAAGAAAAACUGGAUUGAUGGACUGACUGUGAGAGAGCUGCUCUCCAUCACAUAUCACAAUGAUUUUGUAACCCGCUGUACUUUGUGUUUAGCAAAAGAUCUCUGAAUGUAGUUAUGGACUUCAUGGUGACCACUGGCAUUCUGCACUGGUUUUGUGUUUUCAUUGUAAGUGAGAGAAUUUUAUUUUUGUGUACAUUGUUGCUCUAGCAGGUUGGGUACAGGGAAGAGGGUGUAAAAUAAAGAAUGUAAAGAACAAAA